AUGGAGGUGGAGGGGUGGUGGGAAUGGUGGAGGUGGAGGGGUGGUGGGAAUGGUGGAGGUGGAGGGGGUGGCGGAGGAAAUGGCAAAGGUCACGGAAUGAAUGGAGGAAAUGGAGGUGGUGCAGGAAAUGACAGAGGUCAAGGAACGAGUAGAAGAAAUGGUGGGGGGAGAAGAGGAGGAGGAGGUGGUGGUGGUGGAGGAGGAAAUGGAAGGGAAGGAGACGGUGGCAGUGGCAAUGGUGGAGGAGGCGGAGGCGGUGGAGGAAAUGGCAAAGGUCAAGGAAUGGGUGGUGGUGGUGGUGAUGAUUAUUUGCUCAAAUCCCAAGAUCUGUCCGUUGCUCUGUUGGUAAUUGUAUGGACUUACAUGUCUGUAAGAAGCAUCCCUGCCGAUUCACAAUAA
Messenger RNA from Hibiscus syriacus, 399 nucleotides. Its product is annotated as rRNA 2'-O-methyltransferase fibrillarin-like. The coding region runs from base 1 to 399 and encodes 132 amino acids. The record is from RefSeq and is a predicted model, not a curated record. The transcript has 2 exons. Lineage: Eukaryota; Viridiplantae; Streptophyta; Magnoliopsida; Malvales; Malvaceae.